CCAAUGUUAAUGUUGUGUCUAUGUUAUGCAGGGUUAGGUUGGUAGAAUGCCGUUAAUUGUUGAACUGCCGGAUGAUAUCGCAUCGGGGGAUUCACCCAUCACAACACCUAAUUUGGAAAAUAAAAAAGAAACGAACGACGACGAUUAUGACGAAACAAUGGAUGAAGAAUCGGAAGUAGCAUCAACAACGGGAUCCGUUUCCACUAUCGAGGAGAAACAAGAUGUUGAAGAAUUAUCGGAAGCCUCAAAGUUGGGAAUCGACAUGGCAACACUGGAGGAACUUUACCCGGGUUGGAGGUUGGACCCGAGCAAGGUCGCGCAACGUAGAAUAGAUGCAUUAAAACAACAACGCUCGACACGAACAAUCGAAGAUUUUGUUUCGGAAAUGUCGGAACGAGCGAAGUUAUCGAAAAGCGCUGUUGAGGUUAACAAGCCACUUGGUGUCAGUAAGGAGGCGACCGAGCAAAAAGAUCCGGAAAUAAAAUCGACAAAAGUUGAAUAUAUGGAAGUCGUUCAUGCGGAAAAGUCCGAAGUCAUUCAAGCGGAAAAGUCUAAAGUCGUUCAAGCGGAAAAGUCUGAAGUCGGUCCAGUGGAAAAGUCAGAAGAAAAGUGUAUUGUGGUUGCCGUGGAAACGAUGGAGGAAAAGAAAAAGCGGGAAAACGAGGAAAAAGAAAUGUCAAAAUAUCCACGGAUGACAAAAGCUGCGUUGAAACAAAUCUGUAAAAAGAACAAACUUUAUUCGACGCCGUAUUUGAACGAUAAUAUUUAUUUACAUUAUAAAGGUUGGUGGAGAAUUGAGAAUUUGGAAGAAUACGUUGGACUUAAAUGUAUUUGGUUGGAGGUUAACGGGUUGCGUAAGAUAGAAAACCUUGAUCAUAAUGUUCAAUUAAGAUGUCUUUAUCUCCAACAAAACUUGAUUGAAAAGAUCGAGAACCUGGAAAAGCUGCAAGACCUUCGCGUGUUGAAUCUUUCGAACAACCAACUCACCAAAGUUGAAAACUUAUCUUGUCUUCCCCGACUUGAAAGUUUACAGCUCGCUCAUAAUUGUAUCUCAACACCGGAGGCGCUAGAACACCUUACAAGUUGCGACGAGAUUACGGUGCUUGACGUGUCGUACAAUAGGAUCGAAGACCCGGAGACGAUCGGGGUGUUUGAACGAAUGAAGGGGCUGAGAGUUCUUAACCUAAUGGGAAAUCCUGUCGUCAAGAAAAUUAGAUUUUAUCGCAAAAAUUUGAUUGUUCGAUUGAAAGAGUUGACGUAUUUGGAUGACAGACCGGUAUUCCCCCGUGAUCGUGCAUGCGCUGAGGCGUGGCACACAGGGGGUCACGACGCUGAGCGAGCCGAGCGACAACGUUGGGUGAAUAAGGAACGAAUCAAAAUUCAACAAAGUGUCGAUUAUUUGUACAAUAUUCGCAAGCAGGCCGAGGAACGAAGAGAAAAAGAUGGAAAUAAACUGGAAUCGGAGGUCACCCCCGUCCCAAUGUUUGAUUGUGAUGUAAUAAUGGAUCAGGAAUCAAAUAGUGAUGUCAUAAUCAAACCAACCAUGACUGGUGAUGACAUCACAAUAGAACAAACAAAAGAAAACGAUGACAUCACAUUAGAACAAAGAAAGAAAAAUGAUGACAUCACAAUAGAACAAACAAAGGCAGAUGAUGACAUCACAUUAGAACAAAGAAAAGCAGAUGAUGACAUCACAAUAGAACAAACAAAGGUAGAUGAUGACAUCACAAUAGAACAAACAAAGGCAGAUGAUGACAUCACAAUACACACCUCUGACGUGACCUUUGACCUCGAUGACCUUCCCGACCUCGAAGAAAUCGACAUCGAGGAAAAUAUCGGCCACUCGGGGGUUCGUCCGGUGACUGAGGUUUUGAAAGAUAAUUAUGUCGGGGAAUCCCCACAACGGAUACUUAUACAAGACAUCACGAACGAAGAUCUAGAGUUCGGACUCGACUAACCGCUGCUACUCUAUAUAUAUAUAUUAUGUUUGUGUUUAAUACAACUUAUUUUCAUUUCAA
Messenger RNA from Ciona intestinalis (vase tunicate), 2018 nucleotides. The record is from RefSeq and is a predicted model, not a curated record. Lineage: Eukaryota; Metazoa; Chordata; Ascidiacea; Phlebobranchia; Cionidae.